Prunus armeniaca (apricot) is the source of this 669-nucleotide messenger RNA. The record is from the annotation of a GenBank genome assembly. Lineage: Eukaryota; Viridiplantae; Streptophyta; Magnoliopsida; Rosales; Rosaceae.
AUGGCAGAAGUUGGUCAUUUGGUAUCAGCAAGACUUAUUAAGCUUCCUACUGUAAAGCCAGCAAACCCGAAACCCUCUCAAUUGGUGCCUCAUUCAUUCAAAAUCAGAGCUGCUUCAAAAAGAAACUCUUUCUCUCUGAGCAACAAAAAGAACAGCAGGAGUCUGAUCAAAAUAUCAACAGCAGAUGGGAGAUGGCAUGGGAAUUGGUGCUGUGAUUACCUUCUCUCCCUCCAUGACCUGCGUUUGGAAGAUUUGAUUGAAGAUGAAAAUGAAAAGGAUGCACAAGUUUCAGUUAAUCUCUGCGUCCAGAAGCAUGCUAGCUUUGGCUUCUCUGUUGAUGGAAAGAUCAUGACAUCAUUCACCAGAAAAUGUAGCAACUGCUCUUCUCCGUACUGCAGAAAGAUCAACACACAAUUUAAUGUAUGGGUUCUGUCGUCAAGCAGAGACGAGCACACAAUUCAACUGCCUGAGAUCGGUGGUGACGAUCCAUCAUUAACUGAGCUCGAUUCACUGAUACAGGACACGAUACGGCUUGCCACCUCCAUAAAAGAUACUUGUUCAGAGCUGUGUGAGAAAUCAUAUCCAACUGUAGAGUAUAUUGGUGGACAAAGCACUGCUUCUAUUGAUAAGAGGUGGUCUAGACUCUUGGAGCUAAGGGAUUUGCAAUAA